Molecule: messenger RNA, 1294 nt
Organism: Cylicocyclus nassatus
Lineage: Eukaryota; Metazoa; Nematoda; Chromadorea; Rhabditida; Strongylidae
Source: the annotation of a GenBank genome assembly
AGCAAUGAGCGAACAGGAAUGGCGUGACCUUCUCGAAUCGCUCGUCGAGCUCCAAGAUGCCGUUGCGGAGGCAGAGGAGGAAAGCUUGCGUACUCGCGAGUACGUGCGUCGAGAGCACUUUCCGUUUCUCGACACACGCUUUCGCCUCUACGACGAGUACUUGGCGACUCGAAGGCCUCAGCAAUUCAUGCAGUUCGUCAGACUGCUUCCAAAUGAGUUUGAGGACUUGUAUGAAAGCAUAGGAGGAAGGCUCCAACACCCUUCCACGCACGCAGGCCCUAUCAAUGGCCGUCAGAGGCUGAUGAUCUACCUCAGAUUUGUGGCAUUUGGGGGAACCUUCGUCUCAUUCGCGCUAGCUGCUGGCUGUGGCAGGGAAACGGUUUCUGCUAUAGUAGCGGAGGUCACUGAUGUGAUUAUCGAUGAGCUACACGAAAUCGCCUUCCCCCCCUUGACGCGAGAGCGAUUGCAAGCAAUAGCUAACGCCACGCACGAUCGCUACGAUUACCCUAGAGCGGUCGGUUUCAUGGACGGCAAGCAUGUCCGAAUUGAGAAGCCCGCUCAUUCGGGGAGCAGUUACUGGAAUUAUAAGAAUUAUUACUCAAUAAUUCUGUUGGCAAUCUGCGACUGCGAUUACCGGAUUCUCCUCUACGACGUUGGAGCAGCGGGCCGAGCAGGCGAUGCCGGAGUUUAUCGCAGUUCGGCCAUAAAGGAGUUUCUUGAUGCCAACGACCACCUCUUCCCCCCCACCGAAGAUCUCGACCGUGUUGGGCCCGUACAAUACCAUAUCUUGGUAGACGGGGGAUUCGGGCAGGAUUUGCGUUUUGUGAGACCAUAUCGAGAUGCAGAAGCGGAUACGCCCGAAAAAAGGAGAUUUAAUAGCAGGCACAGCAGAGCUCGGCGCAUGAUUGAGUCAACGUUCGGAAUCUUGGCGCGCAGAUUUCAGAUUCUCAUGCAUCCAAUGCAAGUUGACCCUGCAAGGGCGGCUCGUAUAGUUAAGGCACUUCUGAUUCUGCAUAACCUCUUGCCAAGAAGGCAAGAUACGCAUGGAGGCCAGCAAGGCUCAAGCGAAGAAGCCCUUCACUCGGUUGAGCGGACGAUCGCCGAAACCGGGGCAAGUGCAGCAAAAACAGCUAGAGAGAGAAUCACUCUCUAUUACACACUCAGAGAUGGGCCCGCAGUAGAGUGACAUGCACCAUCCACAAAAUUUACUCCAGUCGUUUAAGUGGAUACAUACGAAGUACUAGUUACGUAUACAUGUAAACAUACUUUUGAAAGAAAGAGGUGCAAAUGAUAC